ACUCCCGCGCAGCUGUGCCACAAUAAUUCCUCGGAAAAAGUUUUGGAAUUGUGCGUGAUAAUUCAAAGACAUUCCUAGUGAAGAUUUCUCAGUGAAAAAACCCCUGGAUUUGUAUAUAGUGUCAGCGAUAACGUAGAGCAUCGCCACGCCGUAGCUGGCGCGCACCACGCUGCGCGGCACGACCGGCCGGAACGACUCGCCCACCUCAUUCGCAUACCCUGGAACAUGGAUUUGUUCAGUGAUGGGUACAUAACUAGAGACGAGAGGACCCCAACCCGGUCUAACCAGCAGUUCAACGUGGUGCGGAAGGUGUACCAGCAGGACACGCUCAACAGGGACGCAGAUUACCAUCAUCCGCACACGUCAUGGCGCUACCAGUGCAAGAAGUUUAUUCGAGAUUGCGGCUUCGCCGAGUGCAUCACAACAUCCGUGCCGCUGCUGCGAUGGCUGCCGCAGUACUCGGUCAAAAACUACCUUCUAGGAGACCUCAUUGCUGGAGCUACCACCGCCAUAAUGCACAUACCUCAAGGAAUGGCGUACGCGCUUCUAGCAGAAGUCCAGCCAAUAGUGGGUCUGUACAUGGCGUUUUUCCCGGUACUGAUCUACGUCAUCUUCGGCACCUCACCACACAUCUCGAUGGGCACUUUUGCUGUCGGCUGCCUUAUGGCUGGCAAGGUGGUACUACAGCAUUCGUUUCACCCGGCCCCGCAAAACUUAACAGGCUUGGUUACUGCAUUAUCGAAUAACUCAUCACAAAUAGAAGAUCAUGCUCCCCUCUACGAGCCUAUACAAGUACUUAGCGCAGUUUGUCUUAGCGUAGGAGCUCUUCAGUUACUAAUGUGGGUGUUCAGGAUGGGCGCAGUUGCAACGCUUCUGUCUGAGCCGCUGGUGUCAGGCUUCACCACAGCCGCCUCCUUCAACGUCCUCGCGUCGCAGUUGAAGGACCUCUUCGGGCUAACCAUACCUAAGCUUCCGGGAAACUUUAAAGUUCCACUGACUGUGAUUGAAAUAUGCAAGAACCUGCCGAAGCUCAACUGGGCCGCAUUAAUCAUCUCCUUCAUCACCUGUCUGGUCAUCGCGCUCAACAACGAACUACUCAAGCCGAGGGUUAGUAAGAGAAGCCGAAUCCCAGUGCCGAUUGAACUGCUGGCGAUCGUUACCGGCACGCUGGUGUCGAGGUUCGCGCUGCUGCAUGAGCGGUUCCAGAUCAGCCUCGUCGGGGAUAUACCCACCGGACUACCGACACCAAGUUUGCCGAAAUUCGAGAUUGUACCACUGGUAAUACUGGACGCGUUCACCAUCAUGAUGGUGACGUACACCAUCACCAUGUCAAUGGCGCUAAUUUUCGCUGCCAAAGAGAAGUACGAGAUCAGCGGGAACCAAGAACUUCUGGCAUUGGGUGCUAGUAAUGUGGUUGGGUCGUUUUUCUGCUGUGCACCUAUAUGCGCUAGCUUGUCUAGAUCAUACAUACAGUAUCAGGCCGGCGCGAAGACGAACUUGACGCAGGCAGUGUCGGCAAUGCUGAUCCUCUGCGUGCUGUUGUGGAUCGGGCCUUUCUUCGAGCAGCUGCCGCGGUGCGUGCUAGCCUCCAUCAUCGUCGUCUCGCUCAAGGGCAUGUUCGUACAAAUCCUUGAUCUGCGCAGAUUUUGGAAACUGAGCCAGUUGGACGCGUUCGUGUGGUUAAUAACUUUCCUCAUCACUGUGAUUAUCAACAUUGACAUCGGCCUGUUGGCCGGCCUGCUGGCAAGCGUGGGCGCACUUUUCAUCCGUUCUCAAAAGCCAUACACGUGCCUACUGGGCAGGAUGCUUAAUACCGAUCUCUACCUGGAUGUCAAGCGGUACAGAGCUGCAGAAGAGAUCCCGGGAAUAAAAAUCUUCCACUACUGCGGCGGUCUGAACUUCGCGACAAAGAACCUAUUUCGGACAACAAUCUUCCGCAAGACUGGAUACAUGAAGCCGGCCACAGAGACCUCGCAGCUCCACGAUGUGGACAAUAACAUCACUAAGACCGACUCCUACGAGUGGGAUCCUACUGUCGCUAAUCGGGUGAAAUGCAUAAUUAUAGAUGCAACGGCGCUGUCGUACGUGGACGCGCCGGGCAUUAAGAUGCUGGUCACCAUUCACAACGAGCUUACCUCCAACGACAUCAUCGUUUUACUUGCUGGCGCUAACGCGCCUGUCCUGGAAAUGAUAGAAAAGUACAACAACCAAGCUUCGGACAGAUUACAGCUGGACACGUUCCCGACUGUGCACGACGCUGUCGUCUACUACAAGAUAUUAGAAACAAGGAGACGCAAAGAUAAUCAGUUAGCAAUAACUGUUUCCACGUAGUGGUGGAGAACAAACAAAGUAACAAAUUAUAUAGGGUGAAAAUUUAUGAACACAGAUUUUAGUGAUUAGUACAAAUAGAAAAAUGCUGUGAUGUGAAACUUUUUGCACUUGUAAAGUAUUUUUUUUACUCUUCACACAAACGACUAUUCGCGCAGUGUGUUUACCGAGUUUUUAUUAAUGUGACUGCGGUGCCCCAACACAAUCCGCAGUAUUUACUGUUGUGCCCAUUGCGCAUUAAUACCUGUACGAGGGAAGUCUAUACGCGACAUACUAUUCAAAGUCAAUAUGAAAUAAUGGGAAUGUGGGAUAACAAGAAAGUGUUGUUUUUUUUUGUAAUGGAACACUAAAUUCAAAAUUUUUAUAGCUCAUAUGAGUUCAAAUUGAUUAAACUUCACCUCUAGAAUAGCAUUAAUUAUGUAUGAAAAUAUUAGGAAUGAUUUGUAACAAAUGAUAUGCAAAUGUUUUUAACAACGUCUAUUAGAGACAAAAACCUACGUUACUUACCGUAUAACUUGAUGGAACAAAACUAUGUUUACUUAAACAUCUUAAUUACCAGUGACUUACGUAAAUAAUUACGUAGAUACAAGAUUCCUAAAGAAAUUGAAGAUGUUUUAUACCUUUUACCUACUUAAUUUAAGUGUGUUGUUCAGAGCUAUAUAAAGUUCCUUUUGAUGAUCCUGCGUGACGUACCAACUUUUACAUCAAGUCGGAUAUGUCAACUUGUCGUGCGGUUGUACCAAUAAGCCAUACGUUAAUCAACAGGCUAUUUCGAAGUUGCAAAUGUCAUGUCACGAUGAUGGUAAUAGAAAUUUGUUUAUCUACAUAUUUCUUAAUGCAUUCAGCAGUGAAUAAACUAGUACAUUAAAUAAUAUAUUUUUCAAUUGUUAUUACUUAAAUCAUAUUUAACUAUGUAAUUUAUUAAUAAUUCUUUGUGGAACAUUGUACAUAGUAUAUUCUUUUGUAAAUCGUUCCAUUUUUAGAGCUCUGUAGAAGUUUAAGUCAAAUUAAAACUACUUAUUCGUUACUGUAUUUUGUGUUAAAUAUCCUUAUUAUGGAUAGGUUUUUUUUUCAACACUCAAUCAAAUGAAAUAUUCUCAAGCGAAAAUUCACUAUCCAGCAUGAUGACUGACUGAAACUUACUUAAAAUCGUAUAGUGAUUGUAUUCACAGAAAUUCGUUUCUUUUUCAGCCAGCGUCUAUUAAUUUAAUUUCAAAUAACACGGCCAAAAUAGCUGUAAAACAAGAAGUUGCUCCAUAUUUAAUUUAUAUUAAUUUCUAUUGCACUAGACUUUCAACGGUACUUCAUCUACUAUAUACACAAUACAAACAGGAACGAUUUUUUAAAAUACUUUUUAAGACUUAAAUUUCCUCUAUUUUUGCCAGUCAACAUGCAGGACGGUGUAUGUCACUUAAAACCACUAUUGGUUUGAUUAAAUGUCAUCGUAAUUUACUGAUCACCCAGCACAUGGAAUUACGUAUACUGAAUUUGUAUUCUUCGAAUAUUAUUCAUCAUAAAUCGUGAUGGUAACAAGGAUCUCAUGAAGUACAGGAAAAAAAUCUACUUCAAAAAACUCCAGUUUUGAGUUUAUUGAGGCAUGAACAGAUCCUAUAUUUAUUUAGAUAAGUACUUAUUGUUGUAAAUGAAUGAAUUGUUACCAGAAUAUAUUAAUUGUUCCGUACAUUGUAGUUACAUGGAAUUUAGUGUCAUAUAAAUAAGAAGAAAUUUUAGAUAGGCAAAA
Molecule: messenger RNA, 4069 nt
Organism: Hyposmocoma kahamanoa
Lineage: Eukaryota; Metazoa; Arthropoda; Insecta; Lepidoptera; Cosmopterigidae
Gene: Prestin
Product: solute carrier family 26 member 10
Exons: 18
Coding region: 226-2331 (701 amino acids)
Biological process (GO): transmembrane transport
Cellular component (GO): membrane
Molecular function (GO): chloride transmembrane transporter activity; sulfate transmembrane transporter activity; oxalate transmembrane transporter activity
Source: RefSeq, a predicted model, not a curated record